Molecule: messenger RNA, 1663 nt
Organism: Pararge aegeria (speckled wood butterfly)
Lineage: Eukaryota; Metazoa; Arthropoda; Insecta; Lepidoptera; Nymphalidae
Exons: 1
Coding region: 297-1382 (361 amino acids)
Biological process (GO): DNA integration
Molecular function (GO): nucleic acid binding
Source: RefSeq, a predicted model, not a curated record
CCGAAAGGCUAAAAGGCUCUCUCACAUUUUUUGAAAGAAAGCAAGCGUUCAACACUUUAUUAAAAUUAUCACAAAUCGAAAGUUUCCCAGAGUACUGCACGUUAGCAGCAGGUGAGCCAUUGUCAACAAAGAAUAAAUUAUUAUCAUUAAGUCCAUUCAUUGAUGACAAGGGAUUGCUAAGAGUCGGGGGAAGGAUUAAAAACGGCAAUUUUUCAUUUGAUAAAAAACAUCCAGUUCUGGUCACUUCUACACAUCCACUUACUAAACUUAUUUUCCAAAAUGAACACCUACGUCUAAUGCAUGCUGGUCCACAACUCUUACUAGCUUCAGUUCGAGAGCAAAUAUGGCCACUUGGAGGUCGAAAUUUAGCUAAGAGUAUAGUACACAAGUGUCAUCGUUGCUUUCGAACGAAAGCAAAGACCACCAAUCCUGUUAUGGGCGAUUUACCUGAGCAGCGUCUUCAUCCGGGUUACCCAUUCCAGACAUCUGGUGUGGACUAUGCAGGCCCCAUCAUUGCUCUUAAUCGUAAGGGACGGGGUAGUAGAACAAUUAAGGUUUACGUUGCAAUCUUUGUCUGUUUCACUACAAAAAGUUGUCACCUUGAAUUAGUAACUGAUCUCUCAACCAACUCUUUCCUGUCAACAUUACGUCGUUUUAUUGCUCGGCGCUCAAAGCCUGUAACAUUAUUCUCCGACAACGGUACUCAGUUUGUAGGUGCUCGUAAUGACCUUUAUAAAUUUCUAAAAGCAAACGCUAGCUCGAUAAUAAAUUCUAUGUCUGACGAAGGCAUAGAUUUUAACUUUAUCCCAGCAUAUGCACCCCACAUGGGUGGUUUAUGGGAAGCAGGCGUCAAAGCCUUUAAAUCUCAUUUAAAUCGUGUACUCGGCAAUGCUCACUUAGAUUUUGAAGACUUAUACACCGUCCUCGUUCAAAUCGAGGCCAUAUUAAACUCUCGCCCCUUAACACCCUUGUCUAAUGACCCACUCGACUUGACUCCACUGACUCCUGGACACUUUUUGGUUGGGCGACCUCUUACAGCUCUGCCAACGCCUGAACGACUGCAUACAAAUGAAAGUCGGCUCAGCAGAUUUGAAAGACUCGAGCGAAUGCGGCAGCAUUUUUGGUCAAGAUGGCACAAGGAAUAUCUAGCUGAAUUACAGCAACGCACUAAAUGGCAAACCAGCAAGGGUCCAGCUUUGAAAGAAGGGAUGCUCGUGCUAAUCAAAGAGGACGCACUGCCACCCAUGAAAUGGAGUCUCGGACGUGUCAUCAAAACACACCCUGGAUCUGAUGGCGUUGUACGAGUUGCAGAUCUACGGACAGCAAAGGGAGUGGUUCGUCGAGCGUUCAAUCGAAUAUGUCCUCUUCCCAUUGUCGAUUAAAAUUGAAAGAAGAUUUCUUUCAAUCCGGGGGAGGAUGUUAAGAAGGCAGUACAGCAAAAAUCAAACACUAUAGGCAUACACACGGGCGCGCGGGAGGAGAGUGUGCGGGGAGAGAGGAACUCCGCCGCCCGGCCGGUCUAACUACGUACCUACACUAUUCAUUAAGCGACAAGACAUCUAUCACAUUGCAAUGUUCAUCAAAUUCUAGUUCCAACCAAAAUUGUAACUAUACCUUAAAUUAUACGCAUCAAUCAUUAUCAUCAGUGAGUUGUUAUUACCCA